AUGUACGGUCUUAUCGAGUGGUCGUUAGCGGCGUUGCGAACAAAUGGAAUUGAUCCGAGGAAAACUGAAUUAUUUGACAAGAUUCUGAGUGGAUUCACAAUAGUUUGCAAUGCCAUUGUCAUGGUCAUAACGGGUUUGGAGUUACUCUUGAACUGGAACGGCGUUAAAACUGUAGCAAAGGUUGAAGCUCUUCCUAACACAAUGCUUGCGACCUUCCAAGCAUUCCACAUUAUCUUUCAGCUGUAUCCAGUGAUCAUGGGAUUCGACGGCCUAUACAUGGGACUUAUCACGACAAUAUAUGUUCAACUGGAAUUAAUCAAACACGCUUUUCUCGAGAUCAGCUAUAAGAACAGAGGACCUGAAAAGCAUAAAUUUUUGCGCGAGGUCAUCAUCCAUCAUAACUUCAUUUUAAAUUAUAUAAAGUUGAUAAAUAGCAUCUACACGCGCAUGUUAUUCAUCAAGUAUUGGACUAUGCUUGUAGCUGUUACAUUUAGUUUAUAUAUGAUAACAAGAAACGGCUUUCCGCCUGAUGGAUACAUGUUAUUGAAAUAUGGACCGUACUGCGCGAAUUUGUUGAUACAAUUCGGAUUGUAUUGUAUGAGCGGCGCAAUUCUGAAUACUCAAGUAGUAAGCGUAUCGAAUGCAGUUUAUGAAAUUGAUUGGUGGAUGAAAGGAGAAACAAAAAUUAGAAAAUCGCUAGCUUUCGUUAUACAAAGAUCUCAAAGAAUUGAUAGAUUGACAAUUGGAAAAAUGUAUGAUCUCAAUUUGGUUUCGUAUAUGAAGCUUUUAAAAAAUGUCAUGUCAAUUUACACCCUUCUAGAUAAAUUAAGUACACCAAGAUGACAACCUUAAUGCAUG
Molecule: messenger RNA, 858 nt
Organism: Nicrophorus vespilloides
Lineage: Eukaryota; Metazoa; Arthropoda; Insecta; Coleoptera; Silphidae
Product: odorant receptor 22c-like
Exons: 6
Coding region: 1-843 (280 amino acids)
Biological process (GO): detection of chemical stimulus involved in sensory perception of smell; sensory perception of smell
Cellular component (GO): plasma membrane
Molecular function (GO): olfactory receptor activity; odorant binding
Source: RefSeq, a predicted model, not a curated record